UUUUUUAGCCGUGAGUUACGAGAAAUAGAGGAUAAACAAGAGAAGGAAAUACAAACACGAGAAUUACACGAACGUGAAAUGUCAGAAGCCAAGCGUCUGGCCUCAAGCUUUGUUGAGCAUUUAGAUGGUCAUCAACUUUUCGAUUCUUUGUGGAGAGGGGACGAAGACGGCCGAAUAUUAAUGCUUGUAGGAUUACAGGCCCAAGAACUUUCAGAUGAAUAUGAUAAAGAUAUAUUUGAGCUUACACAGGAAAUUUAUAAGCUGGGAUUGGAAAGAUUUGCGGAAAGAGAUGAUGAAAUUCGUGACUUUAUGAAUAAUCUUCAAGAAGGCCAAGAAGAACUCCAAAUUAUGGGUCAAAAAGAAAUUGAAGAUUUUUUACAAUUUAAAGAAAAAAUUUUUGAAGAAGCUCGAAUAACAUUGCGUCAAUUAGAACAAAACUCAAUGCAUGGGGACGACGAAAAUAGUCCAGAAAAUCUAAAGCUAUCUGAUGCUGUUGACAAAAUCAAUAUACAAUUUGAAGAAUCUAUGAAUGAUAUGUGGCAAGCGCUUAUGACACAGGAACUUUAUUUGCAUGAGGCUAUAGAGGUAUUGAUUUAA
Messenger RNA from Drosophila ananassae, 597 nucleotides. Its product is annotated as dynein regulatory complex subunit 3. The annotation marks the transcript as partial. The record is from RefSeq and is a predicted model, not a curated record. Lineage: Eukaryota; Metazoa; Arthropoda; Insecta; Diptera; Drosophilidae. The transcript has a single exon.